Messenger RNA from Mytilus californianus (California mussel), 2350 nucleotides. Its product is annotated as SID1 transmembrane family member 1-like. The record is from RefSeq and is a predicted model, not a curated record. Gene Ontology annotation, cellular component: membrane. Lineage: Eukaryota; Metazoa; Mollusca; Bivalvia; Mytilida; Mytilidae. The transcript has 18 exons. The coding region runs from base 209 to 2020 and encodes 603 amino acids.
UUCUAGCAAUAUUUCAAAUCAUUGUUGAUAAAAAAAAUCAAUUGCAGAGGGUGAUAAAAUGUAAAAACAAAUAUUCCAGAUAUGGAAAAUAAACUAGUUGUAAAAUACUAUCUAAACAGCCCAUAUCAAAACUAACUAUUUCAGAACAUUGAAAAAAAAAAACAAAAAAAGAAUUGAAUUGUAUUUAAAUAAGAACAAACGAAGAGAAAUGUUGACCUUUAUAUUACAGUGUCCAGUAUUUGAUUUGGAUAAGGAUGUAGAAUUUUCUGGAACGUACCAGACUGUUACAAAACAAGGAGCCAUUACUAUAGAGAAAAAGAAGUAUACAGAGGAAUCUUUUUACAUUGUUUUGGUAAUGAAACCAAAAGACUAUGAAUGUAAUGGUAUAGAUGAAAUCCAAUUACCUGGCGAAGAAAGGACUAAAUAUUUGACACUUAAAGUAUAUGGCACCAUUAGUAGUUCUAAGUAUUAUAUUGGUAUAGUUGGAGCUCUAGCUAUAUUUGGUGCUUUCUACCUGAUAGCCUUUAUAAUUGGGAUCUGUUAUCAUGGAUGUCAAAAGAAUAGAGGUGUUUGGAUAAUUGAAGAGGAGAAAUCAGAAACUGAAGGAGAGACAGAAGAUUUGCUUAACAGAGCUAACAUAUUACCAGGAUCAUAUGGGGCAACUUCAGGAAAUGAGACUGAUAUGAUGGACAGAUCUUUACAUGAGAUACAGACACCACAUAAUACUACUGUUGACACAGAUUCUGUAGAUUCUAGCAUUGAUUUCCUGCCUGAUGCUGACAAGGAGAAAGAUGUCUUCAGGACAAAGACUAUUUUGUUUGUUGUUGACCUUGCAAGAAAAAGUAGGAAGAGAGUAGCGAAGAGUUACAGUUUAUUUUGCAGAAAUUUAGCAGCUAUUUCCAUUUUCUAUGGCCUUGCAGUACUGCAGCUGGUGUUAACAUACCAAAAGGUACUGAAUGUAACAGGGAACCAGGAUAUCUGUUACUAUAAUUUUGACUGCGCCCAUCCAUUAGGUGCACUUACAUCCUUUAACAAUGUAUUCAGUAACAUAGGAUAUAUUCUACUGGGAAUUCUUUUCCUAUUUUUGGUGGCCAGAAGGGAUGUUGUUUAUAAAAAGGCUGUACAGAAUGAUAGAAAAAUAGGCAAGGAGUUGGGUAUACCACAGCACUUUGGACUGUUUUAUGCCAUGGGAUUAGCUUUAAUUAUGGAAGGUUUGAUGAGUGCUUGCUACCAUGUUUGUCCAAAUUACUCCAAUUUUCAGUUUGAUACAUCAUUUAUGUACAUUAUUGCCUGUCUAUGUAUGUUAAAGAUUUAUCAGUCUAGACAUCCAGAUGUCAGUGCCAAAGCUCAUACUUCUUAUAUGUUUAUGGCCUGUGUUAUAUUUAUUGCUGUGAUAGGAGUGUUACAUGGAACAGAGGCAUUUUGGAUAGUGUUUAGUGCCAUCUACAUGGUGGGAACACUAAUAAUGAGUGUGUACAUAUAUUACAUGGGAAGAUGGAAGCUAAAUAGAGAAAUAUUUAUACAUACAUGGAUACAGAUUAGACAGAAUUGUUUUAUGUGUCCUCGUCCAAUGUACAAGGACAGAUUUAUAUUCCUUGUGUUAGGUAACAGUAUUAACUGGAGUAUUGCUAUAUUUGGUGCAGUAAAACGUCCAGGAGAUUUUGCUAGUUAUUUGUUAGCCAUAUUUAUAGGAAACCUAAUGUUCUAUACUGUUUAUUACACCAUAAUGAAGCUAAGGCACAAAGAACGUCUACAUCCUUUAGCUAUUUUCUUUGUUGCCUGUGCGAUACUUUGCUGGAUUCCUGCUCUGUAUUUUUUCUUUGCUCAUCUGACAUCCUGGCGGUUAAAUCCAUCACAGUCUAGAGAAGGGAAUCAGAACUGCAUGUUGUUUGAGUUUUAUGAUGCCCAUGACAUAUGGCAUUUCCUGUCAGCCAUCAGUAUGUUCUUUUCUUUUCUUAUACUUUUGACAUUAGAUGAUGAUCUAUUUUCAACAAGAAGAGACAAGAUUCCAGUCUUCUGAAAAUCUAAAUAAGUCCAAGAAGACAUUCUGAAAGCUUGUACAUGGCAUUGGGAUCAGAGAUAUCUAUGAUAACAUUCCUUUAAUAAGCAUGUGGCAUACACAACUAAACAAAGCAGUGAAUCAGUGUACACAUGAAGGCAGUUGCUGACUUGUCUAGCGUAGUAUGAUGACAUUUAGGUUGCAUUUAUAUAUUCUUGCAGUAUUCUGGGCUCCUGGAAAAACAUGUGCUUUGCAUUGGUAGUGAGUUAGGAUACUAGUUUAAUUCAUGCUAACCCUUGAUUUUCUUGAUUAAGUGGAAAUCAGAAUGAACAAGAUAGUUUCAAGAUGAAU